Salmo salar (Atlantic salmon) is the source of this 4339-nucleotide messenger RNA. RefSeq lists its product as uncharacterized. Gene Ontology annotation, biological process: regulation of transcription by RNA polymerase II. The record is from RefSeq and is a predicted model, not a curated record. NCBI's taxonomy places the organism in Eukaryota, Metazoa, Chordata, Actinopteri, Salmoniformes, Salmonidae. Gene Ontology annotation, molecular function: DNA-binding transcription factor activity, RNA polymerase II-specific; RNA polymerase II cis-regulatory region sequence-specific DNA binding. Gene Ontology annotation, cellular component: transcription regulator complex; chromatin; PcG protein complex.
CACGUGACACGGGACGCUUCUUCAACAACAACACGGCUACUGAUACAUUCAGUCGCCACUCGGUAGCUAGCCAACGUAAAACCAAAACAUUGAAGCUCUUUAGACCAUUUUUGUGUGUAUUGAUCUCGGUGUAAUUUGCUUGUUAAGUUUACACAUUUGUUAAGGUUGAUUAUACUGAGCCUAGCACUAGGCUAAUGCUAAUUUUAGGUAGCCCAACCAUGAACUCACAAAGACACUCAACCAUUAACUCACAAAGAUACUUCACCCCUGUUAAAGAAGAGGAGAUCUGCUGGACGGAGAAAGAAGCUCUGGGUCUGAACAUUGUCGUAAAAGAGGAAGAGGAGAAUAUUACAGUGAAAGAAGAGGAAGAAGCUUUCAGAAUAAAACAGGAGGACGAGGAGGCUUUCACGUUGAAAGAAGAGGAGGAUGUUACAGUGAAAGAAGAGAAAGAACCUUUUGGAGUGAAAGAGGAAAAGGAGGCUAUCUCAAUAAAAGAGGAGGAAAAUGUUUUGGGAGUGAAAAAGGAGGAGGUUGAAGGAGAGGAAGUGGAGACUGGAGAUCUGAUUGACACUAGAGAGAGACCAGACUCUCACUCUGACAGCGGGAAGAGUCCUUCAGGGGAACCAGACUUGGAGACGCCAAAACCAGCAAGACAACAUCACUGCUCCCACUGUGGAAAGAGUUUUAGCUGGUUAGGGUACCUAAAACGGCAUGAGAGGACACACACAGGAGAAAAGCCUUUCCAAUGUUCUCAGUGUGGAAAGAAUUUUACCGUGUUAGUUAACCUGAAAAGGCAUGAGAAAAUACACUCUGGAGAAAAACCUUAUCACUGUUCCCACUGUGGAAAGAGUUUUACUCAGUUAGGGAACCUAAAACAGCAUGAGUGGACACACACAGGAGAAAAGCCUUACCACUGCUUCCAAUGUGAAAAUAGAUUUUCACGAUCAGUGGACCUCAAAGCUCAUGAGCGAACACACACAGGAGAAAAGCCUUUCCAAUGUUCCCAGUGUGGAAAGAGUUUUACCGUGGUAGCUAACCUGAAAAGGCAUGAGAGAAUACACACUGGAGAAAAGCCAUUCCAAUGUUCCCAUUGUGGAAAGAGUUUUACUCAGUUAGGGCACCUAAAAAAGCACGAGUGGACACACACAGGAGAAAAGCCUUAUCACUGUUCCCACUGUGGAAAGAGAUUUUCACGAUCAGGGGACCUAAAAACUCAUGAGACAACACACACACAGGAGAAAAGCCUUUCCAAUGUUCCCAGUGUGGAAAGAGUUAUAUUAAGUCACGCUACCUAAAAGAGCAUAAGAGAAUACACACAGGGGAAAAGCUUAUCCAAUGUUCUUAGUGUGGUGAAGGGUUCUCUCAAAUAGAUGGUAUGAAGAUAGUUGAGAACAAAGCCUUAUGUCCCUACAGUGGAGAAUGUUUUACCAUGUUAGUUAACCUGAAAAUACAUAAAAGAAUACACUCUGGAGAAAAGCCUUUCCACUGCUCCUAAUAUGGAAAUACUUUUACCAGGUUAGGGAGUCUGGGUUUACAUGAGGGGACACACAGAGAAGAGAAGCACUACCACUGGUCCCACUGUGGAACAAGUUUUAACCAGUUAGAGAAGAUGAAAUCACACAAGGUGAUAGAGGCUGUGUUCUGUUUUUGACUGAUAAUUUGGGUUUUUCUUUAUGCCACCUGAAAUCAAAUAGUUUAUAUGAAAUCUUCCUAUAAAAAUAGGCCUACUUAAAAAAAAAAAUCAUCUUGAGAAAAUAGCUCAAAGGCUGGGUGGGCGGUAACCCAAUGGGUAUGUCUGGGUAGAACGGUGGGAGGUAACACAAUGGGUAUCUCUGGGUAGAACGGUGGGAGGUAACACAAUGGGUAUCUCUGGGUAGCCUUUUGACCUUCUAUUAAAACAGGUUUUGCUCUUUGGUCUUCUGUGGGUGAAUAGAGGAUUGUACUGUAGAUGUAAGGAUGGAGAAAUUAUUGCAUAUUUAAGGAUGGUUUCACUAGGGUGGAUAGAGGAUUGUAGAGAUAAGGAUGGUUUCACUAUGAUGUAUAGAUGAUUAUAGAUGUAAGGAUGGUUUCACUAGGGUGGAUAGAUGAUUGUAGAGAUAAGGAUGGUUUCACUAGGAUGUAUAGAUGAUUAUAGAUGUAAGGAUGGUUUCACUAGGGUGGAUAGAUGAUUGUAGAUGUAAGGAUGGUUUCACUAGGAUAUUGAAUGGAAACCGAAACAGGGUCAAACAAGGAAUAUCCACAUGGGCACUAAAUGAAAUACACUUCAACAAAGUUCUAAAACUAUAUACAAUACACUUGGUAAUGUUUCUAGCUAUAAACAGGCUUUGAAUAUCACUUAGCACUCUUAACCAGAGGUAACUACAAACAAUAUACAUCUACUAUAACAAUACUAAAGAGAUACCUUGGCCACCACACACCACAUUCAUGCCAUACUCAGUCAAUAACACAUCUCUAGGGUUCCAUGCUGGUCCAUACUCACAGUCAAUAACACAUCUCUAGGGUUCCAUGCUGGUCCAUAGUCAGUCAAUAACACAUCUCUAGGGUUCCAUGCUGGUCCAUACUCACAGUCAAUAACACAUCUCUAGGGUUCCAUGCUGGUCCAUACUCAUGGUCAAUAACACAUCUCUAGGGUUCCAUGCUGGUCCAUACUCACAGUCAAUAACACAUCUCUAGGGUUCCAUGCUGGUCCAUACUCACAGUCAAUAACACAUCUCUAGGGUUCCAUGCUGGUCCAUACUCACAGUCAAUAACACAUCUCUAGGGUUCCAUGCUGGUCCAUACUCACGGUCAAUAACACAUCUCUAGGGUUCCAUGCUGGUCCAUACUCACAGUCAAUAACACAUCUCUAGGGUUCCAUGCUGGUCCAUAGUCAGUCAAUAACACAUCUCUAGGGUUCCAUGCUGGUCCAUACUCACAGUCAAUAACACAUCUCUAGGGUUCCAUGCUGGUCCAUACUCACAGUCAAUAACACAUCUCUAGGGUUCCAUGCUGGUCCAUAGUCAGUCAAUAACACAUCUCUAGGGUUCCAUGCUGGUCCAUACUCACAGUCAAUAACACAUCUCUAGGGUUCCAUGCUGGUCCAUACUCGCAGUCAAUAACACAUCUCUAGGGUUCCAUGCUGGUCCAUAGUCACAGUCAAUAACACAUCUCUAGGGUUCCAUGCUGGUUUGGUUGAGAGAGGACUGAUGACUGCAGAUGGGGGCAUUUGAAGAGGUAUCAUAGCAGUGUGUUUCUUUAAUUGAUUGAUAUCAUAGCAGUGUGUUUCUUUAAUUGAUGGAUAUCAUAGCAGUGUGUUUCUUUAAUUGAUGGAUAUCAUAGCAGUGUGUUUCUUUAAUUGAUGGAUAUCAUAGCAGUGUGUUUCUUUAAUUGAUGGAUAUCAUAGCAGUGUGUUUCUUUAAUUGAUGGAUAUCAUAGCAGUGUGUUUCUUUAAUUGAUGGAUAUCAUAGCAGUGUGUUUCUUUAAUUGAUGGAUAUCAUAGGAGUGUAUUUCUUUAAUUGAUGGAUAUCAUAGGAGUGUAUUUCUUUAAUUGAACAGGAUUACACUACAUGUACAUCAGUUCACAUUAGUUACAUUUUACAUUUACAUUUUAGUCAUUUAGCAGACGCUCUUAUCCAGAGCGACUUACAGUAGUGAAUGCAUACAUUUCAUACAAUUUCGUAUAUUUUUUUCUGUGCUGGGUUAACUGGUUGAACAUGUCUAGCACGUUAACGCGGCAUCCGACAAUUUGAUUUCCAUGUGUUCUGACAACACUGAUAAGAUGUUGUCAUGAAAAACAUUCACUACCUCGUGCAUGUUCCCAUCAGUAUUAUUCCACCAUGUCAGAGAAAACACAGGUGCUGAUUGUUAAAAGGAUUUGAUUAAUGCAACAUAUUUUCCUGAAUACAAAAAGUACUCAUAUUGUUUAAUAGUGUUAGCCACUAGUGGAGGGUCAUUAUAUACAUGUAUAAAUUGUUACACUAUGUAGGAGGAGUAUAGAUCUAGCUGUUCAUCUGUUUAAGUGAAUGAAUAUGAAAUUGUCUUAAAUGCUUUUAUAUAUAUAUAUUAUUUAUUUUUUUGUCUAUUAGCAGACGCUUUUAUUUAGAGAGACUUACAGUAGUGAGUUCAUACAUUUUCAUUCGUACUGGUCCUCCGUGGGAAUCGAACCCACAAUCUUGGCAUUACUGUUCGAUUCCCACGGGGGGACCAGUACGAAAGAAAAUGCUCUACCAACUGAGCCAUGCUCUACCAAUAGUAUAUCAAUUCUCACUCUUUAAAAAUCUGCACAAGUCAAUCAUCACAUGUUUGUUUUUGUACGUUUCCAUAUAACAUCACACUUCAAUUAAAUAAAAAAUAAACGUUU